AUGGGGUGUGGUGGUGUUAAAAGUGGUGUUUUUGUGGGAUUUUUGUUUGCUUUGUUUGUGGGAAAUUGUGUUGAGGGAAGAAAGUUGGUGGCGGUGGAGAAAGGUGGUGGUGGCGGGGAUGAUGUAAAGAAGCCAGAAUGGUUUGUUGAUGAUCAGCCGGGAUUUGGUGGAGGCGGUGGUGGUGGUUGGGGUGGAGGCGGUGGUGGUGGUGGUUCUUUUAGUUUUGGGAUUGGAAAUGGGGUGGGUUUUACGAUUGGGGGUGAUGAUAAGAAAGUUGUGAAACCUGAUUGUGUUGGGAAAGAAAAAGGUGGUGGCAAUAAAGGGAAGAAGCAUAACAAGAAGGAGAAAAGCCACCAUGGUCAUGAUAGUGGUAGUAGUGGAGGUGGAAUAGGGAAAGGAGGAGGUGGUGGCGGUGGCAUUGGUAAGGGAAAUGGCGGUGGUGGUGGAAUUGGGAAAGGGAAAGGGAAAGGGAAAGGUGGUGGGAUUGGAGGUGGUGGCGGUGCUGGUGGAGGAAUAGGAAAGGGAGAUGGUGGUGGUGGUGGUGCUGGUGGAGGAAUAGGAAAGGGAGAUGGUGGUGGAGCUGGAGGUGGAAUUGGUGGAGGUUCUGGUGGUGGAGUAGGAAAGGGAGGUGGCGAUAGUGGUGGUGGUGGAGGUGGAAUUGGAGGGGGUUCUGGUGGAGGAGUAGGAGGAGGGAUUGGAGGCGGUAGAGGGACAGGAGGAGGGAUUGGUGGCGGUGGAGGGACAGGAGGAGGAAUUGGUGGCGGUGGAGGAGUAGGAGGUGGUGGGAUGGGCGGUGGUGGUGGAGGAGGCAUGGGCGGUGGUGGUGGGUCCGGAGGAGGAGUUGGAGGAGGUUUCGGAGGAGGCAUUGGAGGAGGUGGUGGAGGUAUGGGCGGUGGGGGAGGAGGAGGCGGUGGAAUUGGUGGAGGUGGUGUUGGAGGAGGCAAUGGCUCCGGAGGUGGAUUUGGAGGAGGUAUCGGAAAAGGAUCUGGUGGAGGAUUUGGUGGUGGGGCAGGUGGAGGCUUCGGCGGAAGUAGUGGUGGCGGGUUUGGUGGGGGCGCUGGUGGUGGAUUCGGUGGAGGAAUAGGUGGCGGUGGUGGAGGCUUUGGUGGAGGCGGAGGUGGAGGCAAAUGA
This is a messenger RNA of Cynara cardunculus var. scolymus (artichoke), 1131 nucleotides long. RefSeq names its product glycine-rich cell wall structural protein-like. Bases 1 to 1131 code for a protein of 376 amino acids. The transcript has a single exon. NCBI's taxonomy places the organism in Eukaryota, Viridiplantae, Streptophyta, Magnoliopsida, Asterales, Asteraceae. The record is from RefSeq and is a predicted model, not a curated record.